CUAAGUCACAGAGGUUCAGCCCACAGAUUCAUCUAUCUAUUCCCCAAUCCUAUACCCUCAACAUUCUCAAACUCUUUCUCUCGCCCUUUCCAUCUUGUCCUUCACAAUCACAACAACAACCACCACCACCACCACCUGUGAGGGAGUGGCCGAGAGAGAAGAUUUGCCGGCGGGAGGCAAAGAGUUCCGACCGAGGAAGAGAGUGUUCCGACCGAGAUAAAGAGUUCCGGUGGCGUUUCGCGGUAACACGGCGGUGACGGCAGUGACGGAGCUUCUUUCUCCUUCUUUUCUCAGGCUCUAUGAAAGAGGUAGUUUUUGCAGGACUAUUAGGAGGCCAGUUUUACUGUGGAAAAUGCAGGAUGCCAAGAACUGCUAUACUUAGGUUUUUAGAAAGAACUGCACAAGACUUGCUUCAUGCAGCAUUUUGCAGAUAAAUGAUGGAUUUUGAUUUAGCUUGAAGGUUUUGAUCAUCUGUUAUAAGAGGAUCUAUGAAAGAGGCAGGUGGAAAUUCUAAUCCUAACGGCGACUUCAAUCCUUAUGAGACUCUCUGUGUAAGCCCUAUCGAGAAGUUCGACACGAUCAAAACAACAUAUACUAAGAAAAAGAAGGAAGCUGAUAUUAAGGGUGAUGAAGAAACUGCUUCCAAAAUUCAGCAAGAAAAGGAAUAUGACAAACUUUUGAUGGCGGAAUUGAGUAAUCGGAAAAGGGGUGUCACUUCUGGAUCAUUUAAGGUUUCAAACGAGAUAAAGUAUGCCGACAAGCAGCCAAUUAUAACUUGGGGACCAAGGUCUGCUAAAUCAAGUGAAAAUGAUGUGCGCAUCAACUUGGCAAUAGCUGCUGCUUUUACAGCUUGGAUCGUGGUCACCCGUAGUGCUGAUUAUAAACCUUUGCAGUUUUCAGCCUUUGCUUUUGUAUAUAGGCUUUUUGUGAAGUUAAAAUCCUUUGAAUUUGUUUGGCAAUAAGGGAAACAUUGAGACACUUGUGAAAUUCCAUGAGUUUCCUUUUUGAUCAGAUCUUGCAUUUAGUAGAUGUGGUUUGGAUGUUUGGUUAGUUCUCAUUUAUCCUUAACAUUUGUUGUCAUUUAUAUGAAGGAGCGAAACAGCGGAUUGAGGAAUCAAGGCCCAGAGACAGAGAGAGCAACUCUUCUAGAAUUUAUAGGUGCUUUUGAGUCUGUAUUAGGUGGUAGUUUAAUUAGUGUAAAUGACAAUGUUAGCAAGUGAAGUUGUGGCUUUGAAGAGAUAUUAGUAGUUUAUUUAGAAGGAGCUUUAUCUUUGCAUAAGGAUUGACUAUUGAAACCGAUUUUCAUAAUGAGUCUGAUGUGUGGAUAUAAAUAGUGGAUCAUAUAAGUAAAGAUUCAUUUUUUAAA
Messenger RNA from Trifolium pratense (red clover), 1366 nucleotides. RefSeq lists its product as uncharacterized. Bases 489 to 962 code for a protein of 157 amino acids. The record is from RefSeq and is a predicted model, not a curated record. Gene Ontology annotation, cellular component: chloroplast membrane. The transcript is spliced from 11 exons. Lineage: Eukaryota; Viridiplantae; Streptophyta; Magnoliopsida; Fabales; Fabaceae.